Molecule: messenger RNA, 1263 nt
Organism: Naegleria fowleri
Lineage: Eukaryota; Heterolobosea; Eutetramitea; Acrasida; Naegleriidae
Exons: 1
Coding region: 1-1263 (420 amino acids)
Biological process (GO): post-translational protein targeting to endoplasmic reticulum membrane
Cellular component (GO): membrane; TRC complex
Molecular function (GO): molecular adaptor activity; protein binding
Source: RefSeq, a predicted model, not a curated record
AUGAGUAACCCAACAACACCUGCCUAUGCGAACCGAGAACUUUUGAAAUCCAUUGUGGAUUUCCUCUCUCGAACCACCACGGACAAUGAAGAGACUCAACUUGCUGUUCAAAUGCUCCGUAAUACCUAUUCGAUCGGACCUGUUGAGAAUAAUAAUACUAUUAAUUUGGAACAGGUUUGGAGGGCUGGAUGUGAGAAGUUGGAUAUUGUUGAUUAUUCGAUGGAUGAAAAGUUUAAAGCCUUCAUGAAGCAAUUGGAUUCAAUGGGUUACUUUAAGAAUACAUCAAACACUGAUACAUAUGAGAUGCGUUAUGAGAAGGCUAAAUUAAAAUUCCAAGAAAAGAUGAAGUCUCAUCAACAAACAACAACAGGUUCCGCUUCAUCAGCCGUCGAUGUUGAAAAAGCUGAGAAAGCCAAAGAAGAAGGUAAUGAAAAGUUGAAGAAUAAGGACUAUGAAGGAGCUAUUGAAUCAUACAGAAUUGCUAUGCAAUAUAACCCACAAAAUCAUAUUUAUCCAAGCAAUAUGGCUGCUGCUUACAUUAGCUUAGGUCAAUACGAGAAAGCUCUCAAAUGUUGUGAACAAUCAAUCAAAUUGAAUGAUACCUAUGUCAAGGCCUAUCAAAGACUUGCUCAAUGCCAAGCAAAAUUGAACAAAAAGAAGGAAGCCAUCAAAACCUACGAAAAAUUGAUCGAUUUGAAUCCAGAAUCUGCAACUGAAUAUGCUGCUAAAAUUGAACAGCUUUCUUCAACAUCAUCAACCUCUGCAAGUAAUCCAUUCGCUGGCCUUGGAGGUCUCGGUGGACUUGGAGGUGGAAUGCCAAAUUUGGGCGGCCUUUCUGAAAUGUUGAACAAUCCACAAUUUAUGCAAAUGGCCAUGAACAUGAUGCAACAACCAGGAAUGCAAGAAAUGGUCUCAAACAUGAUGAGAAAUAUGGGAGGAUCAGGAGGACUUUUUGGAAACAUGCCCGGAAUGGAUGGUGCCAAUAUGGACGAGCAACAACGAGCUGUAAUGUCACAAAUUUUGGAAGAACCAGAAGUUCAACAAAGCGAAAAGCUUACUAGAAUUUUCACCGAAGUUCGUGACAAUGGCCCACAAACACUCAUGCAACACAUGUCUGAUCCAGAGGUUUCUGCUUUUAUGCAAAGAUAUGCUACAAAGAUGUUAGGUUCUGGAAACCCAUUCGCAAACAUAUUUGGAAGUGCUGCAAAUCAACCAAGGAGAGACGAUGACAAUGAUGGAGGAAACAGCAACAUGUAUGCUUAA